Molecule: messenger RNA, 4766 nt
Organism: Pangasianodon hypophthalmus (striped catfish)
Lineage: Eukaryota; Metazoa; Chordata; Actinopteri; Siluriformes; Pangasiidae
Product: homeobox protein TGIF2
Exons: 3
Coding region: 307-1509 (400 amino acids)
Biological process (GO): regulation of transcription by RNA polymerase II
Molecular function (GO): RNA polymerase II cis-regulatory region sequence-specific DNA binding; DNA-binding transcription factor activity, RNA polymerase II-specific
Source: RefSeq, a predicted model, not a curated record
UCACUGACACAGCGCUGGCGGAGAACGGCAUUGCAGGUAAAUCGGGACGCGUUUGUCAACACCAUUUUUUUCUGCUUUCAUUAACAUGUGCGAGAAAUGAAGCGGACUCGAUAAGAGACAGUAACGUUGCACUGGUCCGAGUUUUUGUUUGGGGAGAAAAAGACGAACGCGGGCUGUGAAAACACCUCGCCUUGGGCAGAAGAAGCUCCCGUUGUGUGCCCGCUUUGUGGGAAGCACGCUUUUCUUCUCCGAGCAACUUCGAAAGCUGUGGAUUUUUUGAAAUCCUGACCCCCUAUCUAACAAAGGAUGAAAUCUGUCAAAAGAGUGUUUGAAGAGGAGCACAGUGGAGAGACAGAGUUUUCUGCCAUGUCAGACAGUGAUCCCUGUGAGGAUGAUGCUUACCCACUCAAUCUUUCCACCGGUGCCCGUGGAGCUUCUGCUAAGCGUCGCCGCCGGGGGAACCUGCCAAAAGAGUCUGUUCAGAUUCUGAGGAGCUGGCUAUAUGAGCAUCGUUUUAACGCUUAUCCCUCUGAGCAGGAGAAGCUCAGUCUGUCAGGACAGACUAAUCUCUCCAUCUCUCAGAUCUGUAACUGGUUCAUCAAUGCACGGCGACGGCUGCUCCCUGACCUGCUCAGGAAGGACGGAAAGGACCCGACUCAGUUCACGAUCUCCCGUCGCGCCAGCAAAUCAGACAGCCGGUCAGUUGGCUCCGCCUCACCAGACCACUCCACCCCUCCACUGGUCCCGGCAUCUCGCCCCUCUGUCAUCCGCCCUGCCCCUGCAUUGGACCUGAGCAUGCUGGGUAAUACAGCGACUGCCAUCUUGACUGGGGCUGGCUGUUUAGUGGGAUCAGGUUUAACAGGCCGAGACGGUGGUCUCCAGACCCUCGUGCAGGUGGACACUCGCGGCCUGAUCAAGAAAGAAAGUGUGAAUGGACCUCCUAGUGUAACUACUAUUCCAGGCUCUUCUUCCAGCAGCCCAAGCCUGGGAACGAUGAGUCCUACAGUGGUGCUGUUCAACACGCCGCCCCCUACACCCCCAGAGCUCUGCCCACAUGACUUCAGCGACCUCAAGCUGCUCGUAGAUGCAGCCUUACAGAGAGCAGCAGAGCAGGAAAACCAGAGACAGAAGGAGCAGCCUUCAACUAGAGUGCCCUGUUCUGUUCCUGUGUCUGUUUCAGGAACAGAAGCUCCAAGUAGGAACACAGAGCAGGAAAAGAGCUGUGAAAGCCUGAGCUCCAGCAGCAAAUCUGACUCUGCUCCAAGCCUGCAGGAGAAGGCCAUCCUUCCUGUCUCUGUGCCUGUGUUAAAUGCCUCUGCUUCCGCUCUUCCUGCCAGUGAAGCGGGCGUUAGCCUGCCAGUGGUUCCACAUAGAGUUGCCGGAGCAGUGAAUUUUCAGCCAAAUGGUGUGUGGAGUGUGGUCAGACCAGCUAGUCCACCCCCAACCAGCGUCACACACACCUGGAGCUCACAGCACACACUCCACGCUGUCAGAGAAGCAGUCAACUGAGAAAAUCAAAAUGACAGGUGUAUGCAUUUAUGAAGGACAAGAAGCAACAACUGAGAAAAGGACAUUCCACACAACCAAGACGUGAAUGCAACACUCCUCUGCUCUGGGUUCUUGUUUGGCUGAGGUUGUCCAUGACUCUUAUUUACAUGGCAGAAGACAGAUAGUCAUGUGGCUGCAAUGUCAGUGUCGCCUUGACAAUCUCCAGUUGUCAUGGAUGUGAUCUGAGGGUUGCCGGACGACCAGCUAGAAACGGAACAUUUCACCUGAUGGUUCAGAUAACCCGGUUGUAGGACAUACACUAAGUUUACCUUUUAUUGACACAAAGAAUAUGUUUUUAAAGCAGCAAGCCUUUUAAAACCUUUAAAAGACUUUUCUAUUGUUUUCACUACAUGAGAUUUAUUUACGGUCCUCUUUACCAUUUCAGCACAACAGCAAUUGAGAACAUAUGAUAAGGCUCAGCUUAAAAGGGAAGUAAAUCUUGUGGGUUUAAAAUCCUGAACGGGGCAUUUUUAGAUUCGCCACAGACAGUGAACUUUCCACACAAACCCUGGCAGAGUUGUGAUGUUUCUCAGUGUUAUGUAUCUAACUGAUAGGUGAGACAUUUAUGGUUUAUUUGCUUUUAGGACUGCCGUUAGAAGUUACACAAGUGGCCUUGCUCAGUUUUUUGCCUUAGAUAUUGGUUAAAGUAGGGGUAGGCGAUAUGGCAAAAACAUCAUAUCACAAUACUUGAUGUUUACACGACUUAAAUGAUUUGGUUUAGCUGAAGUUCAAUUGGAAACACAGUACACUAGUGAAACAGCACACCCACAUUUAAUCUCAGAAGAGUGUAUUGUGAUAUGAUGUAAUAUAAGAUCUGCCAGAUUUUGAUAUUGUUUUUGCCUGUAUGCUCCAAUGUCCUGGCUUAGGGCUAGAUAAGUAGACUAUAAUGUAGCAUGGCUAACUAUUUUUAUAUAUAUAUAUAUAUAUAUAUAUAUAUAUAUAUAUAUAUAUAUAUAUAUAUAUAUAUAAUGACUCUUGAAUGCUCAUUGUGAACCAGCAUGCUACGCUGAAUGAAAUGCUGAUGGGUUAGAUGUCAGUGUGCAGACAGGGACUUGGACUUAAUCCUGCUCAGUCUAGGAGCUACACUUUAGUUUGAAAACCCCUGGCAUGCUGCAGCCUUGUUUGUUUGAUACCUCAUUCCAGUGGCCUGAAACCACUGCAAAUGGGACCACGACUUCCAAAUAUCAUCUUUCUUUUCUGUGUUUGUGUGGUCACUCAUACAUUCUGCACUUUAUUUCUAAGUCUCUAUGUUGCCAGUACUUCAAAACAUUAACCGAAGCCUUUUUUUAUUGCUCAAAUUGUUUUUGUUUUUUUUGUUUUUGCCUCCUCGAGCACAGUCUCUGUGUGCUAAGGUCUAAGGAUGAGGGAGAGGAGACGGACGGUUGGGGAAAUUGAUUGCACUGCAGAGAGCAUAGCUCAGCCUGAUCGUUCCUCUGCAGUGACAUAGCGUGAGACAGCAGCAGAGCCGCCACUGAUUUCCUGAGAGACGCUCCUUCCCAUCCCAAACAAGCUUUAACUUCUUUUGCUGAAUUAAAUGUGGAGUGUGUACGGUGCUUUAGGGGUGCAAAGAGUUAAACAUUUCCAUAUAAGAUGUCAUGAAUUCGUGUGUGUGUGUGUGCGCGCGUGUGCGAGUGUGCAUGCGCAUCAGAGACAGGCAGAUGGUGUGAGACAGCAGGAUUAAGGUAUAUGUUACAUGGAUCAAUGUGGGGAAAGUGGAGAGCAGACACUAUCAGUUUUAUGUUUCAGAAUCACCAGUAGUGUUUUCAUAUCCUUAUCAGCUCAUGCUAUUAGCUUGUUCUUAGAUUUAAAUUUUAUUUCAUGAGCUGAAGAAUACUGCAAAGCACCUUUUCAUAAUGCUGGUAUAAAAAGGGUGCACAGGUGUGUUCACUAUAGUGAAGAAGUCGAGUAUAAUAGCCUUGUUGACAUGGGAUCAAUUUCAGAGCAGGACCGUGUGCCUAUGAAUGUGAACGAUCGCUGUAUUAGGGUGCUGGCAUUUCUUUUAGUUUAAGCUUUGGAGCAUUAUAAGAGGGGUCGUUUUUUUUAUCAUAUUUUAGUUCCUCAUCAUGUUUCUUAUUAUUUUAUUGUAGUCGUUGUCGCACCAUUAUAUGUUAGAGUCCAUGUUUCUUGCCAUGCCCAAGUUCCAUGAAACGGUCAUGUACCAGUUCUCUUUUUGUUUUUCAAUGUUUUUAAUGUUGUAGCUUUGUGCCUGAAUGAGUUGUAGUCACUGUAUUCAAUGCACACCAUUCUACUUUACCUCCAGUGGUGCCAUUUCCUCCCCCACAAUGAGUUUAUAUCCGCUAACUUAUGUAUUUGCGAAAAUGUUGAAAUUUUGCAAGCAUCUAAUGUAAUGAACUAACGUGUUUUGUCUGGUUGUUUUACGGUCACGGUUCUGUUCAAGGAAGGUGGCCUCUAAUCGUGACACUGUGUCCUGUUUGGGAGGUCAGCCCUCGUUUUCUGUAAUAUUGUAACAAUUUCUAUGUACUUUAAUUUUUUUUUUUUUUUUUUUUUUAUUGUCUGCAUUGCAUUCGGUCUCAGGUUAAGUCAGUCGUUCCUCUUUUAGCAUAGAUUUUAGCCACUGGGGAGAAAACUGAGAGUAUUAGAGAUCAGUAAUGUGCUUUAGACCAGUGUUUGACAUGUUUGUAUGUCCAGCUUAGGCUCUUUGGACAUGAGAAAUUGGCUUAAUAAUAUGAUAACUCUGUGUAAAAACCGGUGUACCACUACAUGAAAAACCACUGUGAGCUUUCCGUUAGUUACUGGGUUCCUGGAACAACAAUGGGUACUGGAUGUAUACGUAUAUUUUUCAGAGAUGCUCUAUUUUUACACUUCUGUAGAAUGACUGAUGUUGAUAUUCUAGAUACCGUGUCUAUUUAGUCGAGAAGGGGUCUUGUAGAUAUAAAGCGCAUGUCUAUCGGGUCUGGUUUUUAUGUAUAUUAAAUGUGUAGCGCUCUCUCUGUCUCUCUAUAUAUGACCAAAUACUUUAAGAUGGAUAUGAAUAGUAUUUGUUUCUUACAUUUCCUAUCAGUGUAUCAAGUAAAAAAAAAAAAAAAAAAAAAGUAUGGACAGUGAACUUGGCAUUUGUGCCUUACCUGAGAACAAGAGAAUCUUCCCAGCUUUUCUAGAAAUAUUUGGACUAGUCUGUGCAAUAUCCGCCUUAAACUUGUGAUGUGUCCUCCUUCUUUUUGUACAUUUCAGAGAAAUAAAGUACAAUUUUCAUACAA